Actinia tenebrosa (Australian red waratah sea anemone) is the source of this 1062-nucleotide messenger RNA. RefSeq lists its product as uncharacterized. The record is from RefSeq and is a predicted model, not a curated record. Lineage: Eukaryota; Metazoa; Cnidaria; Anthozoa; Actiniaria; Actiniidae.
UACAGCGUCAGUUGUUGCUGUUGAAAGGAGAAAAUUGACGGCCUAAUGUUGUGGAGAAAGAUUUUAAGAUUUUCUCUGUUUUUUCUUUGCAUCUGGUCAAAUUUUGAUUGUCAGUGUUCUGGUGCAAUGAAAAAGAUCAUAGAAAAAGUGGCAUCAUAUACACCUGAAAAAGAAACAGCAUGCGUGAUGAGAAACGAGAAACGAGAGAAUUUUUUUGAAGCUGCUGACCUCAGCAAUGACGUCAACUCUGCAAAUCACGUGCUAAGGUCAGUCCCAGUGCCCACUGUGUUAUCUUGUGCACUGGAGUGCCUGACCAACUCUGACUGCAAGUCAAUACUCGUGAAAAAACAUCAUCAGAAGAAUGGCAGGAACGAGCCCUAUGAGUGUCACUUGGUAUCUGGAAGAACCUUUCAUGUAUUGACAGACACUUCAACAGCCAAUGACCUUCUGUACUUUGUCAGGAAGGAUGCAAUAUCAUGCUGAAAUUGUCGGCAAAAGUAUAGAAAAUAUCAGUGUAUUUAUACGAAUAGAUCAAUUCCCUACAACAGGAACUCUUCACUUUUGGUACAAUGUGUUGCUAUUUCAGUUAGACUAUGCAUGUCAUUCACCAGAGGAUAAUUUCUUUGUUUAACGGUUGUUCCUCUUGAUACAAGCAAAGAAUCUUAUCCUCAGAAGAAUGCACGUGGUCUGAAAUCAAAAAAAGAACGUUACUCCUAAGGUAAAAAUGGUUUUSCCAACUAUCAUAAUAAUAUAAAAUAACCAUUUAUGAUAUAAUUUUAAUGUUGCUUAGAACGGAUUGUAUUGCGCACGAUUCAAGCUGUAGUCCUGCCCUUGCGCAUGUGCGAUGUUCCUCAGGAGACCGAAAAUGACGCCUAUUAUAAUAUUAACCUAUUCUUCUUUAAUAAAAACGACCCUUUCCAGACUGUAAGGUGAAAAUGAGCGCCGUUUCAAUAUAAUGAAACAAAAAGUUUCACUGUCGUGAAAACUUGCGACUUAAUUAAUUAACAUAAUUCUGUUCCUCCAGACGUAUAAUAACAUAAAUAUCUACAUUAUAUACUGCAA